AUGAAUGACAAAAAAAUUCGUCGACUAAAAGCUGCCAAAACUUUAUAUGAUAAAGACGAUGUGAGAAUCGCUCACUAUGAAAAACAAGAGAUGAUCAAUAUCAUUCAAGAUAUCAGAUAUCAUUCACCGGAGUUGAGUGAAAUGGAUGAGAAAAAUGCGGAAGUAUUGGAUCCUUAUUCAUUUACACAACAAAACGCACAACUAACCAGACGUAGAAAUUAUGAUGAUACGUUGCAAAAUUUUGACGUCCAACCUCCGAACGAUGCACCACAAUGGACAUGUGUAGAACCAGGAAAUGGUAAUGUCGUAUAUGAUUCUGAUAUAGGAUACGAGAGUAUAUACGAUGACUAUAUGUACGAUGAUGCUGACACCGUUGUGAAUGAAGUUGAUGAUGAAAGUCGUCUUGAAGGUGUUAUAUUAUAUAAAUAG
Molecule: messenger RNA, 429 nt
Organism: Rhizophagus irregularis DAOM 181602=DAOM 197198
Lineage: Eukaryota; Fungi; Glomeromycota; Glomeromycetes; Glomerales; Glomeraceae
Source: RefSeq, a predicted model, not a curated record